GACCCGCGGAAACCAGCGCGGCGCCGGCAGCAGCCCGUGCUCCCCCAGCCCCGGGCACGGCCGGCCGCCGAGGAUUAGCGCCGCAAAAUGGCGGCGGCGCCCUCCCGCCCGCCAUCGGCGGCCCCGCGCCGCCAGGAAGCCGGCACCUGUCCCGUCAGCCCGCCGCCCGCCCUGCCGCCCUCGCCUUCCUCGCUGCCGAGGGAGACCCCGCAGACGCGGUUUUAAUCGCCUUGUAGCUCAGAAACAAUGACAGUCAUGUCCCAUUCAAAGGAUCUCAAGGACGACUUCCACAGUGACACUGUACUUUCCAUUUUAAACGAACAGCGCAUUAGGGGUAUUUUAUGUGAUGUCACCAUCAUUGUGGAAGACACCAAAUUUAAAGCCCAUAGUAAUGUGCUGGCAGCUUCAAGCCUUUACUUUAAAAACAUUUUUUGGAGUCGUACUAUCUGUAUUUCAGGUCAUGUACUGGAGCUAGAUGAUCUCAAAGCUGAAGUGUUUACAGAAAUACUGAACUACAUCUACAGUUCCACAGUAGUUGUUAAGAGGCAGGAGACUGUAACAGACCUUGCAGCUGCAGGGAAAAAAUUGGGAAUAUCAUUUCUCGAAGAUCUUACAGAUGUUAAUUUUUCAAGCUCCCCCUGCCCCUAUGCAUACUGCAUCAAUGAGAAAGGGACUGUUAAAGAGGAAAAACAUGAAAAGAGACACGAAGAAUCUGCUGUGACAAAUGGACCACGAAUUACAAAUGCAUUCUCAAUUUUUGAAACUGAAAACAGUUUGUUUUCUCCACUUGAUUUGAGGGCAAGCUUUAAAAAGGUAUCUGAGACAAUACAAACACCCAACAUCAGCCUUGACAGACGUGACGCUUGCAAAGAUGCCGAGCCAGCCAGUACACUGGCAGAGCACUCCUACGCAGUUUCUUCAGGGGGAGAUACUUUUCAAGGAACACCGUGUUUUGAACAGGACAGCAGCCCUUCAUACAAGACGGUUGAAGACCACUAUGAAAACCACCAAGCAACACCACUCGUUCAGCCAGUAAAACAAGCAUGCAGUACUCCUAAGGCAGCUUUCAAGUCCCAAGGGACUGGUUUGGCUGUAGCAAAAGCACCAGCCUCUACAGUGACCAGCACAGAAACCCCAUGUGAAGCAGUUAAUGGCCAGAGAAUUAUUUCCUUUCCAAAACCUCAGAAUAAAGCAGGAGAUUUCCAUUUGCCCAGAGAAGAGGAAAACAAAUCUGCUAAUGUCUCUGGAUCUGCAGCAACUGUUGUUCCACCUGCUUACAACUGUACCUGCUGUGCAAAAUCAUUCAGUGACAGGGCGUUACUCAGUACUCAUCUUCAGCUCCACUCAGAGCAUCAGGAAACUUUCGUAUGCAAAUACUGCAGCAAGCAAUUUGCAAAUCUAAAUAUACUGGAAAGUCAUGAACAAGUCUGUAUGAGAUCAAGUAGCUUAUCUGUUCACAAUGGAAAUGAACAAAAUUUUUCAGAUAACUAUACUGCCACGGAUGGAAGGAAUGGAAGUUCAUAUGCAAACGCAGAGCCUGUAUUGUCUGAAAACAGCAUCACUGAUUAUUCUAAUGCAAACUGCACUUUACCAGAAACAGAUCAUUUGGUUAAAGUUGUUGAUGGGCAGAUAUUAUAUACUUGUAUAGUUUGCAAACGUAGUUAUGUAACAUUGUCAAGCCUUCGAAGACAUGCAAAUGUGCAUUCCUGGAGAAGAACAUACCCUUGUCACUACUGCAACAAAGUAUUUGCAUUAGCUGAGUAUCGCACCAGACACGAGAUCUGGCACACCGGAGAAAGACGCUAUCAGUGCAUUUUCUGCCUGGAGACUUUUAUGACUUACUAUAUUCUAAAAAAUCAUCAGAAAUCGUUCCAUGCAAUUGACCAUCGCCUCUCAGUAAAUAAGAAGACAGCCAAUGGAGGCUUAAAACCAAGCAUGUAUCCGUACAAACUUUAUCGUCUUCUACCUAUGAAAUGCAGGCGACUACCUUAUAAGUCCUUCCGAAAUUCUGCAUAUGAAAAUGUUCAAACAAGUAGCCAAGCUAAUGAAACUGCUUCUAGUAACUGCUUCAUUCAGAGUUCUCUUAGCUCUGAGCUACCAUCACUGAAUUUUCAAAGUAAUAUACUAUCAAACAACAGAACUCUUGCCCUGGACACCUCUUCAUGUAAUGAUGCAGCAUCUUCCACAAAUACUCAGAAUUCUUCCUCUUGGGGAGUAAGUAUCUUAAAUUCUGACCUGCAAAGAGACUUUUUCACAGCUGACAAAAGAGUUCCCACUGCCGCGAAUGACUCUAGUUCUCAUGAGUAUGAUUCCUCAAUUGUGUCUUUAACUAACGUGAAUGAAAAUUCAACCUCUGUAAUCAGUUACAGCAGUUCUGCACCCUCUGUUAUAAUGCACAGUAGCAGAGUUUCAUCGGUAAUAAUGCACAGUAAAACAGUCACUUCUGUAGAAAACAGUAAGACAGAAUCAUCUAGUAAUCUACCUAGUCAGUCUGUAAGUGAUGACAGUAAAUAUGGGUCAGAUAAUUAUGGAAAAUGCAUUACCAAACCAAAAACUAUUAAGGAGAAAAAGAAAACACUGCAGUGCACCAGAGCAGAAGCAACUGAGGAUACGCAGCACGUCCAAGGAUCUGGAGGUUCAUCUAGCAAAACCACUAAUACUGUUCAAGAAUCGAGUAAAACUGAAACUUACAUUGCAAAGCCUGCCUUACCUGGAACAUCUACUGACAGCAAUGUUGCUCCUCUUUGCCAAAUAACAGUAAAAAUUGGUAACGAGGCUAUUGUAAAAAGGCAUAUAUUAGGAUCUAAGCUGUUUUGUAAAAGGGGCCGCAAAUCUAAACACGAGUCCAAACAGGACAAUCUAAUUGAGGAAUCAGAAAUGGAGAUAAAGGAAGGAAGCCCAUCUAGGCUCUAUAGCUCAGAGUGCCUGGAGCUGACAGAAAUGUGUGAUGAUGUAAGUGAUCAGGACUCCAGUGAUAAGCCCUGGAGACCGUAUUACAAUUACAAACCAAAAAAGAAAUCUAAACAGCUAAGAAAAAUGAAAAAGACCAAAUGGAGGAAAAAGCAUGGAAACAGAAACACCGUUAUGGAAAGUCACAGUACAUGCAGUCGAGAGUAUGCACUCAGGAAUGCUCCUGAAGAAAAGGCUGUCAGUCAAGAAGAGAACACAGAAAUGCCCAGUCUUCACUGUGAGCUCUGUGAAAGAGAUAAAUCUUCCACCGCAGAAAUUCAAGACCACGUACACUGGCAUGUAGCUACUUCAAAGCCUUACAUUUGUGAAUUAUGCCAAAAACAAUUUCAAAGUCCAUCCACCUUAAAAAUGCAUAUGAGGUGUCACACUGGGGAAAAGCCCUACACCUGCAAAACCUGUGGGAAAUGUUUUUCAGUUCCUGGAAAUCUACAGAAACAUGAACGUAUUCACUUAGGUGUCAAAGACUUUGUCUGCCAAUACUGUAAUAAGGCAUUUACUUUAAAUGAAACGCUCAAAAUACACGAAAGAAUUCAUACUGGAGAAAAACGCUACCACUGUCAGUUCUGCUUACAGAGUUUCCUGUACCUUUCUACCAAAAGGAACCACGAGCAACGGCAUGUGCGUGAGCAUAAUGGAAAAGGAUACGCUUGCUUUCAGUGCCCCAAAAUUUGCAAGACGGCGGCUGCCCUGGGAAUGCACCAGAAGAAACAUCUAUUCAAAAGUCCAGGUCCACAAGAUAGAAAAGAACAGUUUUGCAGUGAAAGUGCUCAGCUGUUGGAAAAUCAACAUUUUCUUGGCCCGGAAGGAAGCGAAGUGAAAAAUAUACAAAAUGUAACUCCAGAAGUAAUACUCUGAGUGGCAGUUGUGCAAAAGAGAAGAAAAAUGCAAAAUUAUAUAUAUUGGAGAAAAUGUAGAUGCAUUGAAUGGGAAAACUCCACUCUAAUUAGUAUCAUUUACUAAGAUCGUGUCUUCAUUUAAACGUAUGUUGGUAUAUGCAAAAGGAGGAAAAAAUAUAAUACUGAAAAGAAUAACUAGUAUUUGCAAUAAUACAAACUUAAUGUGAAAGACCCAAAAUACUUUUACCACAAUAGACUUCUAAUGUACAUACAGAGAGAAAGAAGAAAAAAUUAUGACCAACCAACCCCUUUCUAGUUACUGUUACAAGAAACUAGCCAAUGAACUAUUUUACAGCGCGGAAUCAUUCUGGGCAAAAUAAAUAUGUAGGUUCAAAGUAUAUUCUAUAGGAGGAAUUUUUGCUGCAGAAACCAUGUAUUGCAAUUGUUUAAACAAAAAUUAAUGUGUUUAUAAAAGAAAAUGUGACUUAGUGUAUUCUGAAGUGAAGGUAGGAAAUGUUUCUUGAAUUUGGGUAUGCCGAAGUACAGUUGAGUUCUGGAGUGCUUUUCUGUAACUCAACAUUUACCAAACAUAUGCAGAAGCAUAAACCUCUUUUCCUUUUCAGAUUGUUUUGUAGUUAACCCUAAUAAGCAUUAAGUCUCUGAGAGCUUGUACAGAAAGUAUUCCAGAUGUAUGAUAUCUCUGAGACGUGUAAUAAAGAUUCAGUGGAACACAUAAUAGCCAGUCUUCCAAAUGGCAAAAAUUCCAAAAGAUUCAGCUGUCAGUGGCCUGGUAGAGCUUUUCAGUUGCAUCUGUCUAAAGAAAAUUGUUCUUCUGAAACAGCCUAGAUUAAAGAACUCGUGAAUAU
Molecule: messenger RNA, 4672 nt
Organism: Cygnus atratus (black swan)
Lineage: Eukaryota; Metazoa; Chordata; Aves; Anseriformes; Anatidae
Gene: ZBTB38
Product: zinc finger and BTB domain containing 38
Exons: 2
Coding region: 247-3825 (1192 amino acids)
Biological process (GO): regulation of transcription by RNA polymerase II
Cellular component (GO): nucleus
Molecular function (GO): RNA polymerase II cis-regulatory region sequence-specific DNA binding; DNA-binding transcription factor activity, RNA polymerase II-specific; protein binding
Source: RefSeq, a predicted model, not a curated record